AGUGUAAAACCAUCAUGGAAUCCUACAGUAUGUAUUUUGUUGGUGUUGGUCAUAUACAUAUGGAACUUGACCAAGAGGUUGUGCUUCUUAAUCAAUUUGUGGACAUUUGUGGUGUAAUCCUGUUCAUUUACUGUUACCAUGUGUGUUUCAUGAUCAAAUGAUUUGAAUUAUUGCAAAAGAGGCUGUGUAGCUUAUUUCUUCCCGGAAAGCUGCUGACAUGGGGGAUGAUGGUGUUCCAAGGAAGAUGUUGCAGUAGCUGAAUGCAUUGUGUUUGUUGGUGGUACCAUAAUGGAGGGGGACUAUGACUACAUAUACAGUGAUGCCCACGAAGACCUGAACUACUCGGAUGGUCACGUUGACUACGGUGACGAAGAUCUGUUCUGUGACGAUGUUGACAUAUUGCCGGAUGAAGUACAUGACAUUGACACUUGGGUCAGCUACUACGAUGAAAGAGAUUAUAUGAGUGGAGAAUCCGGUGGAGAGGAUGCGGAUGAUUGGCCUGAAGAGGGCGAUGCUGUGGAUCAGCCCCACGAUGGAAACAACGAAAACAUGUGGGAGGAGUUAGGUGAAGUUGGUGUUUUCGAGGGAAGUAACGAUAGCUUGCUGGGUUCUGAGGUAGGGUGUAGUGUAGAGGGUGAGAAUUGUGAGCUGGAUUCAGGAGAAGAGGGUUGCCUAUGGGAUGAUGAUGAGUACCCCUUACAUCCGAGAAGCGAUGGUAUCGUGGAGGAUGCUGUGGAAGGGCUCUCGGAAGAAGGUGAAAAUGACGAGAACCAGUCGAAUCACUCUGGGGAAAGUGACGGUGAAGCGUUCAUGGACGCACAGAACGGGAACGAAGGAGAUGAGCCAGAGUACGACGAAUAUGAGGACAUGGACGAGGAGCUGGAAGGGGAGGAGGAUGAGAUCUGGGACACGAACCUGGUCCCGCCGUGGCAAGCGGACGACACGUGGGACGACAUCAUGGGCGUGGGCGACGAGUGGUACGACUACUACGACGGAGACGAAGUGUGGGUGGACAAUGCCGACGGCAGGUUCGAGCUACGGUACGAGGAUUACACGGGGGAAGCACUCGACGAGGAUGCCCCGGUCAGGGACAACUUCGUGACGCGCACGACUGCGGUGGAGGCUGGCAGCGUGCAAGACCCGGUGCCGGCGGGUGGCACGGCCAACUACUCGUGUCCCAUCUGCCUGGAACGGAUAGAGGCCCAAGAGGUGGGCAACCCCUGGAACUGCCACCACUUCUUCUGCUUAGACUGUAUCCUGGAGUGGGUGUGCCGCAGCAACACCUGCCCUGUGGACCGCAAGGUCGUCGGUAAGAUCGCGGUGCGCUGCCGGUUGGGCAGUCCGGUGACACGCGUCGUCUCGGUGGUGCCUGUCGCGCUCGCGGGCGGCGAGGACUGAGCACGGCUGCCCACGUCUUCCACUUCUUCCAGUCCUUUACAUUUCACACUUUUAUUUGCCGUGGCCCGUGUUUUUGUGGGCCACUGGGUCGAAAUGGUUCUGCAAGGCAAACAUAGUGCUAGAAAACCAUUUUGCAGUACACAUUUUUCACCAUUUGUAGCUCGAGGUGUGAACGUUGGAAGGUUUAAAUAAUAUUUUAUUAUUUUGUGGGAAAAAAAAAACUAAAUUGAAAAUAAAAACAUUUGUAACGUGAGAAAAAAUAUUAUUUUAUACUUCAUGUUUUAUAUAAAACUCUAGUGAAUUGUAAAUAUUCAUGUAUAAAUAUUUAAAAAAAGUCGAAUGAAUUUUAUUUUUCUGCAAAAUAUUUAAUUUUAUUGAAGUUUCAUACCUAAUGAUAUGUGUAAAAAGUUGUUGUACAAAGUAUAAAUUAAAAAGUUUUUUUCCUAUGCA
Messenger RNA from Bacillus rossius redtenbacheri, 1848 nucleotides. RefSeq names its product E3 ubiquitin-protein ligase Praja-2-like. The coding region runs from base 289 to 1398 and encodes 369 amino acids. The transcript is spliced from 2 exons. The record is from RefSeq and is a predicted model, not a curated record. NCBI's taxonomy places the organism in Eukaryota, Metazoa, Arthropoda, Insecta, Phasmatodea, Bacillidae.